Messenger RNA from Chaetomium globosum CBS 148.51, 420 nucleotides. RefSeq lists its product as uncharacterized. The record is from RefSeq and is a predicted model, not a curated record. Gene Ontology annotation, biological process: translational initiation. Gene Ontology annotation, cellular component: nucleus. Lineage: Eukaryota; Fungi; Ascomycota; Sordariomycetes; Sordariales; Chaetomiaceae. Gene Ontology annotation, molecular function: translation initiation factor activity; RNA binding. The transcript has 2 exons. The coding region runs from base 1 to 420 and encodes 139 amino acids.
AUGGGCAAACCGAAGCGCGCCGCUGUUUUCGCCGCAGCACAGGAAUCGACCACCCCUCCUGAUGAAUUGACCCACACGCAGUUCGUCGCGCGUCUCAUCAAUGCUGAGGGCAACAGCCUUUAUACGUGCGAGUUGCCAAGUGGCAAAACCGCCCUCGUCGAGCUCGAACCCAAGUUCCGCAACACCAUUUUCAUCAAGCGCGGCGGUUAUGUGCUGGUCGACCUGGAAUCCGCGGAGGAGCGGCUGAAGACCAGCAAAACGAUGGGCGAGAUUAUCAACAUCGUGCGCGACGAGAAGGCGUGGAGGAAGCAGCCGUACUGGCCGAGCAAGUUCGCCAAGAACACCUAUGGCGAAGAUGAGGACGAAGACUCGAACGUCGGCAAGAUGCCGCCUAGCGAUUCGGAAGAGGAAGGACCUUGA